GAAGCGGACGUGAAUUGUGUUCAGAACGCGUUAAAUAGUCGUUAUGGCAAGCUGCGCCCGAGUGCGCUCCGAGUUGCUUGACUGAAACUCGUUUAACUUUCUUGCAAUGAUCGUCGAAAUUAAACUAAACAUUGGAAAACUAUGAAGUUUGCGAAUAAAUCCAAUACGAUUUGAGAAUAAGAGUAAGAGGUGUUAUUAAGAAGAAAACUUCGUAUGAUUCCCCUAAGGAGGAACAGAAACUGUAAAGUUCCGACGAAGUGCAUCUGUGCAACUUGAUUAAGAGUUUUGCUUCGGUACAAAAAUAGCCUUUUCAUUUAGACAGUGCAAGUGUAAAAGCGUGAUAAUCGAAAAAACCGAUUUUUUUUAAUGAUUACGUGACGUGAAAGUGUGAGUCGAACAGUGAGUGAAUUUCGCAAGAAAAAGUGAUAAAACGAUUACAUAAACCCAACCUAUUUGAACAACAUCCAAUAAUUAGAUUGACAUUUCCAAACUGUGCUGGAAUGCGAUGAUGCGCUUAAGGAUGUCCAAUGCCAGCUUCAGCAACUACUUGGACAAUAAGAUGGAAGCAUUGCAAGCCAGGUGGAGCAGGUCAAAGCCAAAAGCUGGCGACAGGACCUUGGACAAGGAGGUCUUUUUCGAGAAAUUCGGCACACUACUUAAAAAACAGUCUAGCCAAUUUUUACUGCAAACCAAGCGAGAAGUCACCCCUUUAGAUGAAUCUGCCGAGACCCAAGAGCUGCUCGUGACGGAAAAAUCGAAGCCGAUGAUUAAUUCAUCAUCUGGUGCUACUGCUGAUUCGAAGCAAGAUAUUCCCACAGUCUUACCCACUGAAGCAGCUAUAUUAGAUUCUGACGCAAUCGAAGGCCUAUAUGAAAAAGUUCUAUUGGAAAUUAUUAAUGGUAACUUCAAAACUCAGGACGUUUCGGAAAAGACACUUUUCACCUAUGCCCAGGAUGUGUUCAAAAUGAACGAAAAGACACACGAUGAAAUUCUAAAGCGUGCUCGGUUUAAACCAUUGUCGGAAGUAUAUCUACGAGUUGAGGUUAUCGAGGCAAAACUGCCAGAACUAUCCAAUGAGCAAGGGGCCCCUAAUCCAUUCGUAGUUAUGUACCUUGAAAAUAGUAUUUCGGGCAAGGUGAAGAGUUCCAUUCUGGAGAUAACCUGCAAUCCAAUUUGGAAAGAGUGUUUUACAAUGCCAACGAAUGAAAAUAGUAAAGAAAAUCUGAUACUAGAAGUAUUCCACCACGAGUGUAACAUAACAAAAUUAACGAAAACUGUUCGAGUUUGCCGGAAGUAUGCCCUUAGUUGUGUUAUGCCUAGAUCCUCAUAUCAGAAAUUGAUUGGAAGAACGAGCAUUCCGAUCGAGUCCAUCAGUUCGUCCGGAUUAGUGAUGUGGUAUACUUUGAACAAAAAGAGGCGAACCGAACCCCAAGGAACAAUUAAGUUGAAAUUUCACUUCAGCUCUGCACAGAAUAAGGAGAAGGCCGCCGAGGAACACGAAAUACUCACUCGAAUGUUUCUCGAGUACGAACUAAGAAGCUCUAGUGUGGCACGCUAUUGGUGGUCGGGUAAGUUCACAACUGCAGGAGAGGUCAUACUCAAACAGCACGCUCUUUGUGCUGAUUUAUGCGAAAUUCAAAAGGGGCUAAUUUAUUGGAAUGCGUAUACCUCAGUUCAUACCACCUAUCCGAUAGCGUUCAGUCUUUUCGAAAACGCACUAAGCAAGAUUUGUGUGUUUAUAAAGAAUGGUAGUGUUAAGGAAUCAAGUCUGCGGACAUUUUGGUUGGGCACGAAGAAAAUCCUGCCCUCAUGUUUUGCUGUGAUAAUGAAGCUACGGAAACGUAUCGCUGGAGAUAAGGACAUCGUUAAGACUGUAGCUUCCGUACUAAAGAUUCUUUCCAUGGUGGAUAGUAUCAGGAGUACGUGUGAUAUUGAUCUGUUUUCUCCGGGUGAUUACGAGCAAUUCAAGUACCGAAUUCAGCAAAACCCCAAUAUUACAAUACACGACAUUACGUUAUUAGCGGUACAGAAAGGAGCAAAAAAUUGGUUCGAUCAAACAGUUCUCAAUUCAACAAAGUCUACCUUUUCGGACGAGGAGAAGCUCCGAAAUGCCAUUCAACUUAUUCAGCUGUUACAAAACGACAUUAUGCGAGCUACGACGUACUACAACAAUGAAUUUAAAAGCAUCAUGGACAUCGAAUACACGCGCGAACUGUGUAAACAGCAUGAAGCAAGCAUUGUAGUCCAUUUGAAACCUAUGGUGGAAAAAAUAUGCAAAGGCUUCAAAAAACUUACUAUUAGACUUGAUCAGUACAAUCGGGUUGGUGAAAUGGAUGCUUUGGAUAUGAGCACCACCGUAUUUGAAUUAUACAUUGUGAUGAAAUUAUUUCUCAAGGAAACAGAUAAGCUAUUAAACAGAGCUCACCAUUCUGAAAUUGUGAUCUUCCACAAAUGGUUCAGCGGAGGAAUCUCCCACUGGUGUGAAGUGUUUGCGCUCAAAGCUUUGGCCAGAUUAAGUCAAGCAAUUGAAAUCGAUUUAUUGGUCCCGGAGAUAGGUAUAGAACCAAAACAGUCAUCGUCUACUGGAGAAUUUUUAAACAUUGUUCGGCAGUUGAAAACAUUCUGGCAACAGUUGGACUGGCCAGAUUCAGAUGAACUGAAUCGGUUUUUGAAAAAAAGCAUCGGGGAUAUCUGUAGCUGCUGUGUUUACUAUGCCGAUAGGAUAUCGACUAAACUUAAGCAACCAGAAGACAAAGGCGGUCUCGACAUGGCGACCACAGUUGAACUGAUUGAAAAAUGUGCAUUAGUGAACUCUAACAUUUCGAUACUUCUUGAAGUGCUAGGAACGCUACCCGUUGAUCUAGGCUACAUACACAAAGGAACCGAAGAAUCUCAAGAGCAAAUGGUCCCAAUGAAGGUUUUGAGUAGUUGGAAGACGAAGAUUUUAAAACUAAUGGUCGAUCACUGUUUGUCGGUAAUAAAAAUCAGCAUGAUUGAUUCUCUGACCAAAUGGAACCAGAUUAAAGACAAUAUCGAAAGUUUUGCUAAUCAAACGUCAUGUUUGAUGAGAGAUGGUUUAAGUCAUGACGACUUGAAGUUAGUAGAAAACGAGCUUUGGAAUACACUGACAACAGAAUUCAAUCAUCUUAUAAAACAUACGAUUGAAAAAAAAUCACCUAUUUUGUCGUUCGUGAACCUUAAAGGCUGCUAUGGAAUAAUCGCACAAGCGUUUCUACCAGGUCUUCAAGAUUUGCAAAAUAAUGAAAUACUGGCGGAAAAGCUUUUCAGCAUUGAGAAACAAUUGCAUUUAUAUAGUAGCAGUACCCGCGAUUUAAUUCAUCAGUACUAUCUAGCCUGUAUGGAUGCACAGAACCGACUCGAUGAACCAGAGCGUGGAAUAUUCACUGUACGGUGCUGCAUUCGAAAUAACGCUCUCGAAAUACAAGUAAUCUCAGCUGAGAAUAUUAAACUUCCUCUAGACUUUAAGGGUACCUGUGAUUCAUAUGUGAAGAUCAAUCUUGUACCCGGAUACAAAUUUCCAAGUCUGCAAAUGCCAAAAACACGUACAAAAUCUAAAAACCAUUCGCCAACAUAUAACGAGAAGUUUGUGCUCAAGCUAACCGAUGAGCAGUUCGAAAUUCCGGACGUCCUGAUUGUGUUCAACGUAAAGGUAUCAGAGCUGCUAGGUCUUAGCCAACGACAUGUUGGCGAAUGUUUUCUCAGGCUGGAUAACGUUCCACUUGUCAGCUCUAAUCACGAUGUUCAACGUGUAGACGUGCAACAGCUAUUCCUCACAUUGCCGGAAAAUAUAGAAUCUGACUGCAUCCCAGUGCUUGAAUACCGACAGAACGACAAGGAAGCCACGCAGUUUUUCAAAAAACUUAAACAAAAACUUGGGAAAGCGGCGUAUACUGGCAGUGUAAUAAGCAUUUUCUAGAGUAGUUUCGGUCUAUCGAAUAAAUUUUACGCAUUUACAAACGAGCACAAACGAUUAUUUAGAUCUUAAACUCAAAAAUAGCUUAGAAUUUAUUUGACUUAAACUCACAUACCUAUGUAUCGAUCACGAACAUCCAUACAACAUUUUUAGUAUAAA
Molecule: messenger RNA, 4093 nt
Organism: Topomyia yanbarensis
Lineage: Eukaryota; Metazoa; Arthropoda; Insecta; Diptera; Culicidae
Product: protein unc-13 homolog 4B-like
Exons: 11
Coding region: 506-3937 (1143 amino acids)
Source: RefSeq, a predicted model, not a curated record